Messenger RNA from Plasmodium gallinaceum, 1602 nucleotides. Its product is annotated as mitochondrial cardiolipin synthase, putative. Lineage: Eukaryota; Apicomplexa; Aconoidasida; Haemosporida; Plasmodiidae. The transcript has a single exon. The coding region runs from base 1 to 1602 and encodes 533 amino acids. Gene Ontology annotation, molecular function: catalytic activity. The record is from RefSeq and is a predicted model, not a curated record.
AUGAAAAUUAUAGAUAAAAUAAAAAUUUUAUAUAGAAAGUUUAUAAAAGAGAAGAUAAAGAGUUCAGAAGAAGAGAUAAAUUUUGAUAAAUUAGUAAAUGAUAAUGUGGAACAGCUAAAAAUUGAAGAUAAAGAAGAGAAAGAAAAAAUAAAAAGAAAAUGGAGAGAUAUUUUGAUAAAAAAUUCAGAAAAAUAUGGAAAAUUUUCUAAAGGGAAUAAAGUAAAAAUUUAUAAUGAUGGGUUGUCAGCAUAUAGUGAUAUAUUGAAAUCAAUUAAUAAAAGUAAAAAAAGAGUAUGGUUAGAAGCAUAUAUAUUUGAUGAUUCUAAAUUAGCAGAAGUAAUUGUUAAUAAUUUAUGUGAAGCAUCAAAACGGGGAUGUGAUGUAAUUUUAUUAAUAGAUUAUAUUGGAAGUUUAAAAAUGAAAAGUAAAUGGGUAAAUCAGCUUAAAGAAAAUAAUGUGAAUGUUAUCUUUUUUAACACCUUUUUAAAUUCAUUUUUAAAUAUGUUACCAAUAUUUUUUCGAGAUCACAGAAAAAUAAUCAUAGUAGAUAACUGUGCUUACUGUGGUUCAAUGAAUGUAUCAGAAAAUGUAAUUCCAAAUGAAAAUUUUGAUGAAAAAGAUAACAAAAAAAAAAGUAAAUGUUUAGAAUAUUAUGAUUUGCAUAUAAAAAUUAAAGGACCUUCUGUAAAAGAUUUGGCAGAUGUAUUUAUAGAUUCAUUAAAAAUGACAAAAAGCUCUAUUAUUAGACAUCCAAUAGAAAAACAGAAAAUGUAUUUAGAUGACAAUUCAUGUUUUAUACAAAUAUUAGAAUCUAAUGUUCUUAGAAAAGUUAAAUCUAUUCAAUCAACCUUUGAUUAUAUUAUAAAAAAUGCAGCAAAUAAUAUUUAUAUUACAACUAGCUAUUUUUUGCCUCCUGGAUUUUUAAGGAGAGCUUUAUUUUCUGCUUUAUCAAAUGGUGUUAAUAUUUCUUUUCUUUUUUCAGGAAAUUCAGAUAUAUUUGGUGAUGUACCAGCUACUUAUUAUAUAAUGAAAAAAUUUUUAAAAAAAUAUCAUAAAAAUAAUUCAACUCAUGAAUAUAAUAAAAUUUUUAUAAAUUAUUUAAAUUUACGUAAAAAUUUAUAUUAUAAAAAUUUUUUAAGAAAUUUAAAAAAUAUAAAUCAAAAGAAAAAAAGAAAAAAUAAAGGUGUUAAUAAAUUUUAUUUUUUUCAAAAAAAACACUGUCAUGCUAAAAAUUUAGUUGUAGACAAUUUAUGGUGUGCUAUUGGUUCAUUUAAUUGGGAUAGAUUUUCAUCAAGAAGAAAUUUAGAGGUUAUGGUAUCAAUUUUUGAUAAAAAAGUAUGUGAUAAAUUUAUAAAAGAACAUCAAAACAAAAUAAAAGAUGAUUCUAUUGAAAUUACUUUACCUCAUAUAACCAACAGAAAUGUUUUUCAAAUUUUUAUGAGUUAUUGUGCUUAUCAUCUUGGAAAAUUGUCAGGAAGAAAUUUAUUUGAUGGAUUAUCUAAUAAUAGCAAAAAAACGAUUCUAAGAAAAGCCAUAAUAAAUAAAUAUUUAAAUGAUAAUUGCAUUCAAAAUAUUUCCUUAAAUAUGAUGUGGGGAGUUUAG